Messenger RNA from Gryllus bimaculatus (two-spotted cricket), 513 nucleotides. Lineage: Eukaryota; Metazoa; Arthropoda; Insecta; Orthoptera; Gryllidae. The record is from the annotation of a GenBank genome assembly.
AUGAAAGAAGCAAAGCACGUUGUAACGGGCAUCGCGAAAGCGGGUGAGCCCAACAACCUGCUGCCGCUGGCGCCGGGGGAGCUGUACAUGGACCCCGCGGUGCACGCGACGCUGCGCCGCAAGCAGCGCCGCCUGGUGCGCGACCACCCGGGCGUGCUGCUGGCCGUGGUGAAGGGCGCCAACCAGGCCAUCGGCGAGUGCCAGUUCCAGUUCCGCAACCGCCGCUGGAACUGCUCCACCAAAAACUUCUUCCGCGGGAAGAACCUCUUCGGCAAGAUCGUCGACCGAGGGAAUCCCGGCGGCGGCGGCGGCGGCGGCGGCGGCGGCGCCGAGCGCUGCGGUGGGCGGGGCGGUGCCCGAAAGGGUCCGUCGCCGCCGCCGGCGCCGGCGCCAGGCGUCCCGGGCGCGGACGAGUGGCGUCUUCCGGCGGGCGGCCGCUUCCGGUCCCUCGACCACCAAACGAAGCUGGAAAGAAAAGUUGUUUGUGACUUCAGAGUUGGAUUAGUUGGGUGA